Molecule: messenger RNA, 5149 nt
Organism: Hypanus sabinus (Atlantic stingray)
Lineage: Eukaryota; Metazoa; Chordata; Chondrichthyes; Myliobatiformes; Dasyatidae
Product: choline transporter-like protein 1
Exons: 17
Coding region: 390-2330 (646 amino acids)
Biological process (GO): transmembrane transport
Cellular component (GO): membrane
Molecular function (GO): transmembrane transporter activity
Source: RefSeq, a predicted model, not a curated record
AGUGUGACGCCUGUUUAGUGGAGAGUCGGGGAGCGAUUACAGGAUGACACCAGCAGUUGGGGAGCGGUUAGAGUGUGACAAGAGUUGAGGGGCGUGGUUUGUUGGGUGGAGUACUGAGUAUUCAGAGGUUUGCAGACUAGCAGUGGACUUGACCGUCGUUUCGGUACCGGGAGGAACAGGUCUGCUGUGAUCCCGAUCUCAGCAAUGGGUUGUUGUGGGUGCGGUGACAACGAGAGGGGCCACUGCACAGGACCAGAGGGAGCUGCAGAAAGCUCUAAGCUCAGCCAGCUCCGCCAUGGCCACUAGCCUCCACAGCACUGAGGACACCUUCAAAAGAAGAUGCCUCAAAAAGGUGGCAUCCAUCAUUAAGAAUCCCUGUCGUGCAAGACAUGCCCUCUUAUUGCUACCGUCAAGAGGAGGACUCAGUUCGACAAUGGAAACCACUGAAACAGCGCAGCUGUACAGAUGUCUUGUGGCUGCUGAUAUUCAUAGUGUUUUGUGUUGGCAUGGCGAUCAUUUGUGGCUUUGCAAUAGCUUCUGGAGCUGCUCGGAGAUUGGUGUAUGGUUAUGAUAGUUAUGGAAAUAUUUGUGGUCAUACGAAUACAAAAAUCGAAGGUGUUGAAUUGAGUGGUCAUAAUCUUACAGACCAAAAAUAUGUCUUUUUCUUUGAACCAUGCAACUGGGAUUUGGCGAACAUGAAAGUCAAGUCAACAGCAUUAUGUGUUACUAGUUGUCCAGAUAUGGAUCUUAAUACACUUACGGAUGUUCGAAAUUUUGCAAAAAAUAAUGGAUCUCGCCUUUGCUUGUACAAUCUGGGUCUCGAUAAGUAUAUUCCAAAAAAUAAAAAGUUCUGCCCUGAACUUCCUGUUAGAGCAAGUAAACCUAUUCCAUUCUUCCAUCGUUGUGUCCCAAUGGAUGGUGGCUGCACAAUCAAUAUUCAGGCUCUGGUCACCUUCGUCUCUUACAAUAGUGUGUUGCAGAGAGUGAUUACUGGAGUAAUGACCAGCAAAGAAAUUAUAGUGGGACUUUGCUUAAUGUCUCUAGUACUGUCGAUUGUGUUAAUGGUAAUAAUCAGAUACAUCUCCAAAGUGCUAGUUUGGAUCAUUGCAAUUCUCACAAUUAUUGGUUCAAUUGGUGGCACAGCUGUCCUUUGGUAUUUCUAUGCUGAUCAGAAAAAAUCACUCCAAAAGGAGCAGCAUCAAAAUGAUGUGGGAGAAGAUAAUGUUAAAGCCUUAUUGGUGUCUGCCAUUGCUGCAACAGUUGUCACAGUUGUUUUACUGCUGUUAAUGCUAAUAAUGAGGAAGCGUGUGGCCCUUACAAUUGCCUUGUUCCACGUGGCGGGAAAAGUGUUCACUCACAUUCCACUUCUCAUCUUCCAAUCACUCUGGACCUUCAUUGCCUUGGCACUUUUUUGGGUCUAUUGGAUUGGAGUGCUCUUCUUGUUGGCCACAGCAGGCUAUCCUGAAAAGAAAGACUCAGAUUAUGUUGAAUUUAAAGUUUCUGGCCCUCUGCAGUACACUUGGAUUUAUCAUCUAGUUGGCCUCAUUUGGAUCAGUGAGUUCAUACUGGCCUGUCAACAGAUGACUAUUGCUGGAGCUGUAGUAACUUACUAUUUCACAAGAGACAAAAAUGACUUGCCUGCAAUGCCAAUCCUAUCUUCCAUGCGACGACUGAUUGUGUACCACCUGGGAACAGUAGCCAAGGGUUCCUUCAUCAUCACUUUAAUAAAAAUCCCACGAAUGAUCCUUGUGUACCUUCACAGCCAACUCAAAGGCAAGGAAAAUGCCUUUGCAAAGUGCUUGCUGAAAGCAUGUAUGUGCUGCCUAUGGUGUUUGGAAAAGUGCCUGCUCUAUCUCAACAGGAAUGCAUAUAUAGCAACAGCCAUAAAUGGUACCAGCUUUUGCACAUCUGCCAAGGAUGCCCUUGUGAUUCUGGUGGAGAACGCUAUGAGAGUGGCGGCAAUAAACACAGUUGGUGAUUUUGUUCUGUUACUGGGAAAGCUACUUAUAGUGUUAGUCACCGGUAUUACUGGGAUAAUACUUCUCAACUACCAGCGUGAUUAUACCGUGUGGGUCCUCCCACUCAUCAUCAUUUGCCUAUUCGCCUUCUUUGUGUCACACUGCUUCUUGUCCAUUUAUGAGAUGGUGGUGGAUGUCCUUUUUCUGUGCUUUGCUGUUGACUGCAAACACAAUGAUGGGAGUUCUGGUCGAGAGUAUUACAUGGACAAAAGUUUGAUGGAAUUCAUGGAUGAGAGUAAGAAAGCAAUGCGAUCUGUCUCUGGUAACAGAACUGAAAUGAAGUCCAUGGCCUCUGAAGCUGGUAGCGCUUGAUCUCAGGAUAUCUAAGGAGCACAGGCAAUACGUCACUUUUGUAUUUUUGUGUGCAUUCCUAUUAACCCUCAAAAGGCAAGAGCAUCUGAUGGUUCUUAAAUGUGUUUUGUUUUGAUAAAUUUUGUUUUUUUAAACUGGAGUGUUGCCAGUUUGUAUUAACAAAGAACCUAUUCAAAGCAAAACACUUUGGCUUAGGCUAUAUAACUGAAAAUGUACACUUAACAUUUAUGGGGGGAAUUGCAUAACCAUUUACUGUGCAAAUUUUGAAAUUGUGACCAUUUUUUGUAAAUCUAUAUUUUGCUCUGUAGAUAUCAUACACUCAUUUUGUAUGCAGAACCUGCAGAAUAUUUUAUAUGACAGCAGUGCUGUAGUACUUUUUAAAAUAGCAUAAUGGUAUUCAAAAUCUUUGCUCUUUGUUGCUUGCACAGUACAUUGCAAUCCUGUUGCAAUAUUCCUAAUGAAAUUGCUAUACUAAAAACUCAGGAUAAAACUGUCAGCUUUUUAGUAACUCUUUUUGUCAGGGAAACUGUCAGAACCUUGGGGUUUCCACAGGCACUAAAUGUAGCACAUGGGGAAGUUUUGCAAGUAGGAUGGAAAAUUGCUCACAAGGUGUAGACUUGAAACAUUACUCUGCUGGAGCAGGGUUCAUUCAACAAGAAGGUGAACACUAUAGAUAAGCAACCUCUUGUUUUUUUUUUAACUUUAACUGAAUUUUCUGACCACAGCUUAAUUUUCACAUUGGAAUUGCCACUUGGUAAAAGCAGUGAGACAGCUGGGGAAAUCUGGUAACCUGGGACAACUCAGUUGGCUGUCCUUGGAGGUGGAGUGGUAAUAUCCAGCAGUUGUUGAAAGCCACAGCCUUUUGAAUAAAACUGGGAACUAAUAGAGAUAUUAAGAUUAGGAGGCAGCUGUGGAGAGAGGGGUUAAAAACAUGCUAUUUACAUUAAAUGUUAUGUUUCACCUCAUCUCAAGUAUUUUGCUUUAUUCCUUUUUAAUUCCCUGAAAUAAUGUAGAAAAGUCACAAAGAAGAGACCAAGUUGAUACAACCGCCAUAACCGUGCUCUGAACUAUUAGUACCUUCAGUCCUAGUUUCUCAAUAGUGUGCAUAUGGUAUAACUCUGUUGAUUAGUCAGUCCAGGGCUCUAGAGUUUAAUGGAUUAGUAGAGACAGAAUCUGCAUAGCUUGCUUGUGCAGAGCCCCUUCCCUGUCUGUGUUUAGAGUUCAGUUAUUUUUUUACCACCACCUUAAUAUGUUUAAUCUUUUAAACCUUUAGCCACGAUGGCUGAUGGAAAAUCCAUGAGGUCAUGUGCAGCAGAAGCAUUUCUAUUCUCUGUUUGGUCCAGUCCUCCUCUCUGACCCUAUUAAUUUACCCCUCCAGCUAGACUUCCUGUUUUUGUCUUCAAGGUAUCAAUAGUUAGUCUCUCCAGUGCUUUGCCUGUUUUUUAUUUAUUCUUGUAUCAAGCAUCUUACAGUUGUAGUCAAAUAAUAUGGCACAGUGGAGUUAUCAGCUUAGUGAAAUUAAGGAUGGCUUUAUUAUAUCGGUAACUUCGGUCCUACUAGAAUUGUACUGUAAUAUAAUCAUUAGAAAACCAAUAACUGCAGUUAAUAUGGUGAAGGGUAAUCAUGUAAAUGUUUUAUUAAAUACAAGUAUUGAUGGCAUAUUUCCUCUCUAUAGAGGAAAGCAAAACUGGAGGCCAUUAUUGUAAGAUAGAAAUCUGAAAGGGAAUCCAAAAGAGGCUUCAAGCAUGUGAGAAUGUAGACUCAUUCCCACUGGGCGAGAUUAAGGUGUUUAAUUCAUAUAUUUAUGGGGAAUCUGGUCAGGCAUAAGAGGGGAAAAGGGACUAGACACCACACUGAUAGAUACAGAAAAAUAGGAAGAGGCUUGAGUGAAGUUUUAAUUUUUGGGCCUCAUAGCCUACUUCCAUACUAUAUAUCCUAUGUUAUAAAUUGUAUUAGGGACAGUAUGAAACUUGAAUUGCUUUUUAUUAAUUUGUUUGACAUUCUAGCAUUGUGCUGUAAAGACCUUUUUUUUACAUAAAGCUUGUAACAACUGCUACAGUUUAUGAAUGCAUUUCCAAUGUGACUUGAUAAUAUUUGAACUAAUGUUUCACACCAGUCUUGAUUUCCAGUUGUAUUACUGGGCUUUGGUGUCAAUUGUUGCCAAAGUAAACCAGUGAUUGUUGCAGCACUUCUGAAGCAAAUUAAAACUGUAGUAUUCAUCCAUCUUUUGUGAAAUCAGGUGCACAGUCAUUUCCUAAUUAGUGUACCCUUGAAUACAAUUGGGAUUUAUUUCACUGAUGAUUGAAAUUUUCAGUUUAAAGGAAUCUUCAAGAUGACAUUUUAAGGGACCAAACUAAAUUAAUUUUCAUGCAAAUUUUUAAAGUUUUUUAACAUGUUGACUUUUCAUGUUUCAUAUGACUGUCUUGUGUCAAAUGAUGAUAUCUGUGGAAGGUAAAAAUUUGGUGCUUGAUGAACACUUGGAUCCAGUGAAAUAUAUUGGCAUUCAGUAUGCUAUCUGGUCUAUUUUCAUUGGCAAUUCCGGUUGUAAAUGAUACGAGCUUGAAAUGUAGUUUUCCAAGUCGGUUGUUUUUAAAUGUCUGGAAUAUGCUAUUGACCAAAUCGUUGGAGAUUGCUCAGGGUGAAUGUUUUCUUCAAUGUGCCAUUGGCAAAUUUUACAGAGAAUUUUGUGUAACAUAUUAUUUUUGUGUUACCUGUCAUUGGCAAAGUACCACACUAACUUUUUUUUAAUAUUAUGUAGUUUAAAUUCCUGAUGUAUCAUUUUUUAAUAUUUGUAUAUUAAAAUUUUAAUUAAACAUGGC